This is a messenger RNA of Beta vulgaris subsp. vulgaris (sugar beet), 1767 nucleotides long. Its product is annotated as tryptophan aminotransferase-related protein 1. Gene Ontology annotation, biological process: amino acid metabolic process. The record is from RefSeq and is a predicted model, not a curated record. Bases 172 to 1431 code for a protein of 419 amino acids. Lineage: Eukaryota; Viridiplantae; Streptophyta; Magnoliopsida; Caryophyllales; Amaranthaceae. Gene Ontology annotation, molecular function: transaminase activity; carbon-sulfur lyase activity. The transcript is spliced from 5 exons.
AAAGAAAAAAAGAGAAAGAAGCCAAAGUCAGUUGGUAACCAUUAAAUAUUAAGGAAGUAACUGACUAUACUUCCCUCACACCUUCUCCCCUAUAUAUAGGAUCACAGCCUCAAUGUCAACCUCAUCUUCAACUUAACAUAAAAAAGAGAAAAUAGUAAUAAGAGAGACAAAAUGUGUCUUACAGAAGGAAAGCAGAAAGCUAAUAUUGCUAAUGGCAAUGUUAAUUGCAAUGGUAAUGGUGUUAAAAGCAAUGGCUACAACAAUCACUCUUCGUCUAACAAUGAUGUUGUAAUUAGCCUUGAUAGGGGUGACCCAAAGAUCUACUACACAUAUUGGAAAAAGAUGGAUGAUAAGUGCAAAGUGACGAUAAAGGCGUCGGAGCUAAUGAGUUACUUCGGUGAUUACGACGAAGGCGGUGUGUUCUACCAGCUGCCGGAGUUCAGCAACGCAGUGCACCGGAUGCAUCGCAUAGUGGGUAACGCGGUGACCGAAGGGCGGUACAUUAUCGGAGGUACAGGAUCAUCUCAAUUAUUCACCGUAGCACUUCGUGCCUUGGCCUCCACUGUGAACGCUACAACUAAUAAUAGUGUUCUCAAGAAAAAACACAUACCCGUUGUUUGUGCUCAACCCUACUACUCGUGCUAUGAAGAGGCAUUGCAGGAAGAGAAAUCUGAGGUAUACAAAUGGCGCGGAGACGCCAACAGCUUCGAGGGGGAAGGCCCCUACAUUGAAGUGGUGACAACUCCAAACAACCCGGAUGGCAGACUACGGGAGCCAGUGGUGAAGAAGGAAGGUGGGAUGGUGAUAUGUGACCUUGCUUACUACUGGCCACAAUACACACCCAUCACUGCUGCAGCUGAUUAUGAUAUUAUGUUGUUCACCUUAUCUAAGGCUACUGGUCAUGCUGGUUCCCGUGUUGGGUGGGCGAUUGUGAAAGACAAAGAAAUUGCAGCAAGGAUGAUAAAACUAAUGUCAUUGAUCACCAUUGGAACUUGCCAUGAAGGGCAACUUCGAGCAACAACGAUACUCGACUUUAUUGCUGAUAGCUAUGAGGCGCACCUUCCUAAUGGUAAGCUUGAGGUAUCAAAACCCUUAGAAGAAGGGUUCUUUGAAUUCAGCCACCACUUGUUGGCUGACCGAUGGAAGAAGCUCAGAGCUGCAGUCAACCGCUGUGGUGCUUUCAACCUGCCUGAUUACUCUGCAGAGUAUUGUGACUUCAUGAACAAGACCACUCAUCCCAAUCCAGCAUAUGCGUGGAUGGAGUUAAAAUCGGGUGAAGAUGCUGAAAAGCUAAUGAACGAACUAAAGAUCCGAACAAGGGCUGGACCAAAGUUUGGAGUCUCCUCAAAGUAUGUAAGGGUCAGCAUGCUGGAGAGUGAUGACACCUUUAAUCAGUUUCUGGAGAGGCUUUCAACUCUUUUAUGUGCAUGAUAUAUAAAGAGUACUAGAGUAGCUAGAGAUAAUAGAAGCUAAGGUGUGCUUCGUUUAAUUAUCUCAUAGCCUCUAAUGGCCAUAAUAUGUAAUCAAAAGAUCUGCACAAUCGAUAAUAAAUAAGAUAAAUGGUGUAGAUCUAUUAAUUUCAGCAAUAUAGUGUAGCCACAUGAUCAUCCUGCAACAACUAGCUAGUGAUGUUUGGUUUGAGAAUUAUGGUAUGAUUUUCUCUUUUAUUUUUUUGGGUAACUUGUGAUUCAUAUAUAGGUUCUAGUUAUAUUGUUCUAGUUCUAAAAGACUCUUCUUAAUUGCCUUCUUAGUUGUUCUUACUUUUGU